CUAUUCUAACAUAUCGGAUAUUGAUGGUGAAUUUAGAGCAAUUGUCUAUUAUCUGUGUUUUAUAUUCCUUGCAAUAUAGAAUUGUAUAUUGUGUUUGAUAUUUCCCCAUCACAGAUAUUUUAGUGAUGACUACAUUUACAUAUUGGCAUGUGUUGAUUACGUUAGCAUUAAACUUUCACCUCUUCCCUGGCUUCUUGUGUUUAGUUGAUAUCACUUACCAUGUUGAAGAAGAACGCAAUACUGGAACCUAUGUUGGUGAUAUCGCAGCAGACUUUCUUCUUCUAAAUACGUCCCCAUACCAAGGUUCCCUCCAAACAACAUUUAACCAACUUCAGCAGAGGAAAUUUGGUUCUAAUCAACUGUUCAACGUGACUACUUCAGGUAAACUUCACACAGCUCGGAUAUUGGAUGCUGAGCAGCUGUGCAGUCCCAAAAAGGACUGUUAUACCAUCGUUAAAGUUGCUGUCCGACAGGCAGACAUGUUUAUGCGAAUUUUAAAAGUGAAAGUAAUCAUAGAAGAUGUUAAUGACCACCAUCCAGAAUUCCCAGAAAGACUUGAGAAUAUAGUUUAUUACGAAACAGAUGGAAUUGGUACAAUCAAAACUCUACCACAUGCCAUUGAUAGAGAUGUUGGAGUUGUGAAUUCAAAGAUAUCAUAUCAGUUAAGAAAUAAACCAGACUUACCAUUUACAUUGUCUGCAAGGAAAACCAUUACUGGUAGUUCUGAACUGGGAGUCAUUUUGGCAAGGAAAUUAGACAGAGAGGUUAAAGAUUCUUAUAAUAUGCAAGUUAUUGCCAAAGACGGAGGCUAUCCAUCGAAACAAGGUGUUUUAGAUGUGCACAUAUCUGUCAUAGACUUAAAUGAUAAUUCACCAGUAUUUAAUAAAGAUAUUUAUAACAUCUCAGUAAGGAACACGCAUCAAAGAAACAGGCCAAUUGCAAUGGUGUCUGCGAAAGAUUUAGAUUCGGGAGAAAAUGGUCAUGUUAGUUAUUUCUUCAGUUCGGAAACACCAGAGAAAGUGAAAACUUAUUUCAGACUCAAUCACAUGACAGGAGAGAUUUUUCUACAAGAAGCUUUCAGAAGAGCUAAAAAACAAAAUUAUGAACUAUUUAUCAUGGCUAAAGAUGGUGGGAAUCCUCCAAGAAGUUCUACAGCCAUUGUUUUAGUGAAUGUAAUUAAUGAAAGAAACAAUCCUCCUGAAAUUGAUAUCAACUUUGUUACUCAGAUAAAAGAGAACACGGCAGCCAUUUCUGAAGGAACCAAAGUUGGUAGUUUUAUAGCUUAUGUCAGUAUUAUUGAUAACGAUACUGGACAGAAUGGUGAGGUGGAAUGUAAGCUAGAGCAUGAUAAAUUCUUACUUUUAGAUUUAGGAUCAAAUGAAUUCAAAAUAACUUUAAAGAAAUCAGUGGACAGAGAGACACGAGAUCAUUAUGACAUUAGUAUUUCUUGUGAAGACAAAGGAACUCCUUCUUUGAAGACAGAGAGGAAAAUCUUCAUCCAAGUAACAGACAUCAACGAUGGUAAACCACAAUUUACCAAAGAUACAUUUAAAUUCCUCACCUAUGAGAAUGGUAUACCAAACUUUCCGAUUGGUUUCAUCAAUGCCACUGAUCAAGAUUUAGAAGCUGGCGGUCAGUUGUCUUAUAGAUUAAUUAGCAAUAAUAUAAACGGUAUACCGUUUCACGUUACGGAUUAUGGUUUCAUUUCAACGUCCAUAGUUUUGGACAGGGAACAACAGGAUGUCUAUAAGUUCAAGGUUUUUGUCAAAGACAAGGGAACGCCAUCACUGAACAACACUGCCAAUGUGGUUGUAGAGGUUUUAGAUGAGAACGAUAAUGCCCCUUAUUUUACAUUUCCUAGUGUUGACCCUUUCACUCUUGAUGUCCACUAUCAUCCCCAAAGUACCAGUGAAAUCACUGUGAUUAGAGCGUCUGAUAGAGACAGUCAUUUAAAUGCCUUCCUCAAAUACGGAAUACUUAACGGUAACAAUAAACAGUUGUUUACACUGAACUCUUUCACUGGUCAAUUGUCUUUCUCACGUCCACCUCAUCUCAACGAUGCUGGCUCAUACCAAUUGGUGCUUGUGGUCAAGGAUUCUGGUAGUCCAGUGUUGUCAGCCACAACUACUGUGUCUUUGAGUGUGACAGUCAGUAACAGGACAUCGUCCAUAAUGACAGCUACUCAGUUACAGCCCGAUGCAGCAAUAGACUUAACGUUAUUAAUUAUCAUUGUAGUAGCAGCUGUAAUAGUAUCUGUGGUGAUUGUAGUGUCCAUCACAUUGUGUAUUGUGAAAUGUAACUGUGGUCAGUCUAGAUCAAGGACCAGUAGGGCUGUUGACCAAACAAUUGUUUGUAACAGGGAAGGGCAUGAAGGGUUGGCACACAGUGCUAAAACACAAACUGGCACCAAACAACAGACAGAGGGGAGGAAUAGAAACACACAGAUUCUUGAACCAAAAUGUGAGUUCUAUCCACAAUAUGAAUCACAGAGUGAAUGGACGACAACAUUAACAUCAGAGAAGAGACCUCCAUCAGUUCUAUUGCUUCCGACUCGGCUGCCGAAACGAUAGGAUGUCAGUAUGCCACAGUGAAGGACCCUUAUCUGCGACAGAAGGCACAUACAUACAUGCACACAUACAGACACUGUGUAUACACACACACACAUAUAUAGAUAUACUUGCACAAAUGUACACACAGCACAUAUCCUCAAACAUACACACACUUACUCAUUCACACAUACA
Octopus sinensis (East Asian common octopus) is the source of this 2741-nucleotide messenger RNA. Its product is annotated as protocadherin beta-15-like. The coding region runs from base 126 to 2570 and encodes 814 amino acids. The record is from RefSeq and is a predicted model, not a curated record. The transcript has 3 exons. Gene Ontology annotation, cellular component: plasma membrane. Gene Ontology annotation, biological process: homophilic cell-cell adhesion. Gene Ontology annotation, molecular function: calcium ion binding. Lineage: Eukaryota; Metazoa; Mollusca; Cephalopoda; Octopoda; Octopodidae.